This is a messenger RNA of Magnusiomyces paraingens, 1176 nucleotides long. RefSeq lists its product as uncharacterized. NCBI's taxonomy places the organism in Eukaryota, Fungi, Ascomycota, Dipodascomycetes, Dipodascales, Dipodascaceae. Bases 1 to 1176 code for a protein of 391 amino acids. The transcript has a single exon. Gene Ontology annotation, molecular function: hydrolase activity. The record is from RefSeq and is a predicted model, not a curated record.
AUGACUGACAGACCAUUGGACAAUGUCUCGUUAGACGAAACCUCAGAUGACCUAGAUGAGGUUGACAAUCUUGAUGCCCAUAUCCACCAUGAACCCUCAUCCACAUCACCAACUACCAAUGCAAACCAAUCUCAACAACAGCCUUCUCUACAACCUGAACUACCUCCACCACGCGGCCAAAUCGCCACUCUCUCCCAAUCUGCAAAUGCUCCAAAGCUCUAUAUUGUAGGACCUAGCCCACUAUCUCCAGCAGUAACUUCCCUGUCCUCUUCUCUUUCAUCAAUAACCACACCUCCAGUCCCCAAGCUUCUUGUUUUACUGACAAACUCGCGCGGCCUCGCUUCUCCGCACAACUUGCGUCUCGCAGACAGGUUUGCAGACCGACUGGGGUGUUUAGUUGUAAUUCCAGACUUACUGGACGGAGAUGCUGUUACUUCUACAGCCGAAUCUGCAAGUGACUUGGCCACAUCUUCAAAACAUCACAACCACCAUAAUACACCAGCUAACAAGGAAUCCCAUGACUCAGCUACUUCUUUGCUCUCCCGCUUUAAAAUGGCCGCAGUCUCGCUUGCAUCCAGUUUUAUGCACGACAUGUGGGUCGCAAAACAUUCCACGGAGCGAACUCUCCCCCUGUUGCGGGCCCACAUGCUCGACCUCAUCACGGUAUAUCGCCCUGCUCGCGUGGCCGUAGUUGGCUACUCUUUCGGCGGCAAGUACGCGUUGCACGCGGCCGCGCCACCGCCAGGCUUUCAGGAUGGUGCCUGGGCUGCAGACGAAGUUGAUACAAUAGUAUGUGCGGCAGCUGUGCACCCGUCGUUACUUGAAGGUGCGCCCGGGUCCUCCACAAAAGUGAACGGUGAUGGUGACGAUUCUGGGGCACAGUUUGAUUUCGGUCGUAUUAGGAAACCUGUAUUGCUUGUAUACUCUAAAAACGACGACCUGCUGCCGGCCCCGGUCGUGGCUAAAGCCCUGCGGGUGCUCAAUGAAAAUAACGUCCCAGUGGAAACGGCAGUCUACGAUAACGAGGAUGAGCGUAAUGCGCACCUAGAUGACGAGGAAGUCCCGCCAUUGCCCCAUGGAUUUGCAGUCCCUGGUGAUUAUCCAGAAUCUGUUGUUGGUGACCGCCCAGAAAGCGUCUUCAAUUUGGUGGCCACAUGGGUUGGCGAGCAUUUAUAA